Molecule: messenger RNA, 3205 nt
Organism: Aplysia californica (California sea hare)
Lineage: Eukaryota; Metazoa; Mollusca; Gastropoda; Aplysiida; Aplysiidae
Product: transcription factor cwo
Exons: 13
Coding region: 374-2041 (555 amino acids)
Biological process (GO): regulation of circadian rhythm; regulation of transcription by RNA polymerase II; regulation of neurogenesis
Cellular component (GO): nucleus
Molecular function (GO): DNA-binding transcription factor activity, RNA polymerase II-specific; protein dimerization activity; RNA polymerase II cis-regulatory region sequence-specific DNA binding
Source: RefSeq, a predicted model, not a curated record
CCAAGCCGAGAGCGCUUUCCAGGUCGGCGGCGGCGAGCGGCCAAUCAAUACAGAGCCAGCGAUUCUAAAAAUAGCAACACAACACGGGCCCCAUGCUUCGAGUCGCGUGACUUGCUGGGCGGCUUGGCUGGGAAUGUGACGGCGCGCGCUCUGACACGGCGAGAGGCACGUGAGGAAAAGCAUGACAACAGCGACCUACAUUUGCUACACAGACACACUGUACAUGUGAGAGCGCAGUAGUAAGGGUGUAUGCCGUAAUAAACACAGUGUACUUUGUAGCUCACCAACUCGACGAAUUAUUCGAAUUAUUAUUGUUUUAAAGGAAAGCACGUUUAUCAGAUCUGACAACUCGCUGAACUAGGCCCCCCACGUAAUGACAGAAAAAUCCAAGCACCAGUUAGGAGAAGAUCUCCCCGACAUCUCUUCUUGGAGACAACUUUGCUGGAGUAAAGUGGCCAUGGAAGGAGAGGAGAGUAAUCAGUCCUUGAUGGACGAAUCUGGUAUCAAACGAGCAAAACGGGCCAAGAUGGAGGCUGCGGAGACUGACCGUGGGGAAAGCUUUCAAAACUCGCUGGAUAGUGUGCGCCAUGGGCUCUUGAACUUCGCCACGGCUGCAGAUGAAUUGGAGCUCAGCCUCAAGCGGCAGAAGAUGCCGAGGGACCCCAUGUCCCAUCGCAUCAUCGAGAAACGUCGGCGAGACCGGAUGAACAACUGCCUGGCCGACCUGAGCCGCCUUAUUCCCAGCAGUUACCACAAGCAGGGUCAGGGUCGUAUCGAGAAAACAGAGAUCAUCGAGAUGGCGAUCAAACACAUCAAUAUGUUGCAGCAGCGUGUUGACGAGUCAGAGAAAAGAGCUCAAGAUGAUAAGCCACCACCUCAGCCCCCACCCCCCAGCGACCAGCGCUGCUGUGCCACCAAGUUCUACAUGGGAUUUAAAGAAGCUCAGGAUGAGGUGAUGAGGUUCCUGGUGGAGGUGGAGAGCGUCAGCGCUAUGGACCCGUUCUGCAAGAAGAUAAUGAAACACCUGGAGAAUGCCAGUAAAAAGUUUAUCACAGAACACGUCCCACACCACAGUCGUCUGCGACCGGGUGAGCUGGACAAGCAGGAGCUGGACAAUGACAACAGUGGUCAGCCCGCCUUCCUCCAGAGCUCGUCGGCCUUCUACGAGUCCUCCCCGGUAGUCGGGAGGGUCGGGCAGGAGGAGCAGGGGCUGGCGGUGGACAGCAAGCAUCGCGACAAACAUUUGAGGUCCUUGUUGGCCGACCAGCAGCACAGCGUGGUCUCCAGCCAGGGCAGCGGCAGCGUCUCAGAGACCGGCUCCAAUGGUCUGGUUCCCCUGUUCUCCUACUCAAGUCAGAUGACCAGCAUCGGGGGGUCCGCCGACCCCAGCGGCAUGGGCAGCAGUGGAUACGUCUCCGACUUGUCCAACACAGAGAAAACCUCACCCAACAGCUCCACCUCGUCUAGGGACAACGUAUACAAGUUCAAGCACAACAUCACCAAACGCUUCUCCCAGGAAGGUCACCACAUGCAGCAGCACCACCAUCACCACCACCACCACCUGCACAACGGACAGCCCAGCGACACCAGCUCCAGCACCAGUAGUAGGGACCUGGAGGAUGAUCAGAGACAGCUCAAGUGGAAAGGCACCAAGCACAAGGCGCGGCACAGUGGCCUUGACAGUGCUGACACUCUGUACCGCGAUGACGUCGAGGCCUCCAGCAACGGAAACAACUCGGUCAACUCGGACGAAUUCAACUCAGCGUCGGUCUCCAGUGGUGAUUGUAAGCGAAGAAGAAAUUCUGGGAAGACAUCUGCUCAGAGUCCGGGGCCCCCCACCCUCAACGGGGAGAGUCGGUCGAACACAUCCUCAUUCAUCCUGCCUGGUUUCAUCCUCCACCCCUCCGGGACUCACUACAUGCCCAUCUCUGUACAGAACACAAAUAUCUCUGGACUGCUGGAUAAUUCGCUGGACAAUGAAGGGCCCCCAGUGUUCCACCCCAUUAGCAUUCCCGUUCACUUUCGCAGGCCAGUCAUCUAAGUGAGAUUUGGUGUGUAGAAAAAAAAUAAUAAAACAGGAAUGUGAAACCCUUUUGAAGGGCUUUGUUGGAUUGUUGUUUGUUGCUGUUGAAGAGACGACAAGAUUUUUGUUGACUUCAGUUGAGGCUGAGAAGCAUUGUGUGAUAGAAGGACUCAAGGGAGAGAAGAAGUUAACGACAUUGCGGGUGAAGACUGCCUGUUAAAGCGAAUGACGCUCAUACAUGGGUCUUUUUCCCUUCCGCCUUCAUACGGUUUUGAUCCAUAUAUAAACAGAAAAACUUUGUUUAGAUGAAGAUGCCGUCAAUUUUCAAAGUGUGUUUAUAUUUUGCCAUUGUUAUUUAGUGUGGUGAAGUUUGUGCUUUAUGGUGGCCAAGUUCUCUUGGAGUGAAAUGUUCAUGUUUGAUUUUUGUAUCACUGUGGUGGGCACACUGUAUGAUGCCUUUUCUUGUGACUGACUCAUCAUUUCUACUUCUUGAGGUAUCAGAGUAUGUUUUAGCCUGUCUUAAAUUAGUUUUUAUUUGAAGUUUGGUUCUCUCUGAGAAAAUCUGGGUUGGUAAAACUUGCUGACUGCGCUCAAUCAUCUGUAAUACAUUAAUAGUUUCCUAGUUUGAAAAGACAAAAUUGUUGUAAGCUGUUUGGCUUUCAGAACUAGAUUGUGUUUUGAGAUAUUUGGACCAAGGUUCUAAUUUAUGACCAGAUUUGUUCAUAAACUUAGUAAAGAAGCAGAAAUUCGGAAAUUGUUAUUAUGAUCAUGUCUUUUGGAUGGAAUGUUUACCAUGUCUUUCUGUGCGGUGACUACCGAGGUGUUCUCUGUAGAGAGAUGUUUUUGGAUGUGUGAUGGCUCGGCAUGUGGUGACGAAUCUGUCCAAGCAGCACUCAGCGUAUGGUGAAGAGUGUGUUGAAGCACUGAGUGCAGAUCAAUUUUGGGAUUGUGGAACAACAAGGGUCUAGCAGUUAUCUGAGCCAGGCUGUUUGAAAAGGGGUGGAGGGAGGAAUUGGUCCUUCUGUUCUGCGGAGUCUACAGUCCCAGAGAGACGUCGCCCUGUGUUUGACCGAUGCUGUUUCUGAUUUGAGGUGAAAAGGAUUUCUACAGCUAGCAGAAAAUGGACAGAGGAAGACUGACCAAACUAUUUCUGUUUAGAUGGACAGGGAUGCAUGACUGUUC